GAUGUCUUCAUCCCGAGAAGGUCGUGUUGAUAAGGGCAAGGGAAAGUCCAAGAGGCCAAGUCGAAAAUCCGUUAUUGAUGAGAUUUCUCAAAGGAACAUGGAUAUGUGGCAGAUUCAAGAAGAGCAAGAUAUGGUCAAUGCUAUUGCUCUCUCUCGCUCUCAAUUCCAAGGCGGGCGUGGAUAUGGUGGUGGCGAUGCUUAUGUUGGUACUGGUAGUGGUGCUCCUGGUCCCGGUGCCUAUUCUCAACAAAUUCCAACACCGGUGAAUCUUGAUGACGACAAUGAUGAUGUUGACGAGGAGAAGGAGGAGGAGGAGGAGGAAGAAGAGGCGGAAGAGGAACGACAACAAGAAAUGCCACCCCCACCACCACCAAGGACAAGGAGUCGUCGUGGUCGUGAUUUGCUGUGA
Salvia splendens (bonfire salvia) is the source of this 409-nucleotide messenger RNA. RefSeq lists its product as uncharacterized. The record is from RefSeq and is a predicted model, not a curated record. The transcript has 3 exons. The coding region runs from base 2 to 409 and encodes 135 amino acids. NCBI's taxonomy places the organism in Eukaryota, Viridiplantae, Streptophyta, Magnoliopsida, Lamiales, Lamiaceae.